Molecule: messenger RNA, 1605 nt
Organism: Trifolium pratense (red clover)
Lineage: Eukaryota; Viridiplantae; Streptophyta; Magnoliopsida; Fabales; Fabaceae
Exons: 2
Coding region: 1-1605 (534 amino acids)
Source: RefSeq, a predicted model, not a curated record
AUGACAGUUCCCACGAAUGUCAUAACUGAUGUUACUGAAAAAUCUCAAGAAAAGGCUGUUGUAACCGAUGCUCCAACCGGUGUUGAACCAUCCUCUAUACCAACUGAUGCUGAGAAGGAUGUUGAAGCAUCCAAAGGAGGAUCUAGCCCACAUGCUAACACUGCCACUGGGUCGUUUGGCAGUGGAUCUAAUACUGAAGCUUCCACUGAAGAGGAAGUAAACAAAGAAAGUACCCCUGAGGAUGUGGCUGAUUCUGAGCCAGAGAAUGAAGUUGGUGAGGACUCUGAGAAAACCACAAAUGAAGAACAGGACAUAGUGGAUGUUGAUGAAGUCCCCUCUGAAGAAGAUCUGCAACCUCCACCUACUCAGAAAGGAAUUGGGAGAAGACUGAGAAGCAGGACCACUACACCUGCACCUGCUGUUACCACUACCCCUGUUGUCACCAAGAACUCAAAGGACACUACUCUGAAGCCUGUCAAGUAUGGUCCUAAGAAAGGAUGGAGCAAGCCUAUACCUCCUCCUGAAAAGAAUAAGGGUGUGCUGAAAAGGAAGAGUGCACCAUCAAGUGACUCUGAAUUUGAAGCUGAAAAGGAUGCCUCAAGCAUCAAGCCUCCUGCUAAGAAGGCUAUGUCUGCUAAGAAGGCCAUGCCUCAAUUUGUUGCUCCUGACAUUGAAGACUUUCCUUGCAAAGAUAUUCUGGAAUGUGAAGAGAUUGUAAGUUUGAUCAAUGAUGCUGGAUUGAUCAAAACUGUGUGGGGCUUAGGCUCCUGCUAUGAAAAGCUGGUUAGGGAGUUUGUUGUCAACAUUCCUAUAGGUUGUGACAAUCCCUUGGAUAAGGAGUUUCAGAAAGUCUUUGUUCGAGGAAAAUGUGUUACUUUCUCCCCAAGUGUGAUAAACAGGUUCCUGGGUAACUCUGAUGAGCCACACCCUGAUAUAGAUGUGUCUGAUAAUGUGGUCUGCAGAACCAUCACAGCUGAUAAAGUGAAAACCUGGCCCAAGAAGAAGAAGGUACCAGCUGUCAAGCUAACCCAAAAGUAUGCCAUCUUGAAUCGCAUUGCUUCUGUCAACUGGGUCCCUACUACACAUGCAUCCGACAUUGCAACAAAUCUGGGUAAGCUCAUUUAUAUGAUUGGUACUGGUACUAAGUUUAAUGCUGGUCUAUAUAUUUUCAAUCAAGUUGUGCAGCAUGCCAAGACCUCUGUCACCAAGCAACCCAUUGCAUUUCCAACCCUAAUCUGUGACAUCAUCUUGUCCCAACAUCCGAAUAUAAGGCAUGAGGAUGAGUCUGCUAAGAAAAGGGCAACUCCUCUGGCCAUUCAUCAGAAGCUGUACAGUAAACAGCAUGCUCCAGAUAUUGUUGGACCAUCAAAUGCUGCUGCUGACACUCCUAUGACAAGGAAGGAGAUGAUUGCUAUGCUGGAAGCAAACUGUAAGGAGCUAGAUGAAAAGAAGUUGCAGUUUGAAAGGAUGAUACAUGCUCUCAGGGUUGAAGAGGCUGCAGCUCAAGCAGCUGAUGCAGAUGAUGAUGGCUCUAGUGGUGAAGAAGAAGCUGACACAGAUGUUGAAGGAGAAGAAAAUGAUUCAUCUCCAAGUGCUUCUGUGUAA